This is a messenger RNA of Trichosurus vulpecula (common brushtail), 2324 nucleotides long. It is a transcript of the gene STX1B, whose product is annotated as syntaxin 1B. Gene Ontology annotation, molecular function: SNAP receptor activity; SNARE binding. Gene Ontology annotation, biological process: vesicle fusion; exocytic insertion of neurotransmitter receptor to postsynaptic membrane; intracellular protein transport. Bases 258 to 1124 code for a protein of 288 amino acids. NCBI's taxonomy places the organism in Eukaryota, Metazoa, Chordata, Mammalia, Diprotodontia, Phalangeridae. The transcript has 10 exons. Gene Ontology annotation, cellular component: plasma membrane; SNARE complex; endomembrane system. The record is from RefSeq and is a predicted model, not a curated record.
UCUCCCGCAUCCCUCCAUCCCUCUGCCGCAGCCGCAUCGCCACCGCAGCCCUGGUACAGCCGAGCCCGGCCCAGGCCCCUGAUCCUACCCCUGUUCCGGCCAGGCUCGGUCCCCUGCUCCCUUCCCUGGGGAACCCAGGUGGCUCAGGUAGCCCUCUAGUCCCCAGGCUCCGGGGAACCCCUGCGCCCCCGGCCCGUGCCCCCUCACAGCUUAGGCAGGAGGGAGAGACGAGGAAGAGGAGGAGGAGCCGCCGCAAGAUGAAGGAUCGGACCCAGGAGCUGCGGAGUGCAAAAGACAGUGAUGAUGAAGAGGAGGUGGUACAUGUGGACCGGGAUCAUUUCAUGGAUGAGUUCUUUGAACAGGUGGAAGAGAUCCGAGGCUGUAUUGAAAAGCUGUCUGAGGAUGUGGAGCAGGUGAAGAAACAGCACAGCGCCAUCUUGGCCGCCCCCAACCCUGAUGAAAAAACCAAACAGGAGCUGGAAGACCUGACUGCAGACAUCAAGAAGACGGCCAACAAGGUUCGAUCCAAGUUGAAAGCCAUCGAGCAAAGUAUCGAGCAGGAGGAAGGACUGAACCGGUCUUCCGCUGACCUUCGUAUCCGAAAGACCCAGCACUCCACACUGUCUCGGAAGUUCGUGGAGGUGAUGACCGAAUAUAAUGCAACGCAGUCCAAGUACCGAGACCGAUGCAAGGACCGGAUCCAGCGACAACUCGAGAUCACCGGAAGGACCACAACCAACGAGGAGCUGGAGGACAUGCUAGAGAGUGGAAAGCUGGCCAUCUUUACGGAUGAUAUCAAGAUGGACUCACAGAUGACCAAGCAGGCUUUGAAUGAGAUUGAGACAAGGCACAAUGAGAUCAUCAAACUGGAGACCAGCAUCAGGGAGCUGCACGACAUGUUUGUAGACAUGGCCAUGCUCGUGGAAAGCCAGGGGGAGAUGAUCGACCGAAUUGAAUACAACGUGGAACACUCUGUGGACUAUGUGGAGCGGGCUGUGUCCGACACCAAGAAAGCCGUGAAAUAUCAGAGCAAGGCCCGGAGGAAGAAAAUCAUGAUCAUCAUCUGCUGUGUGGUGCUGGGGGUGGUGCUUGCGUCGUCCAUCGGGGGGACGCUGGGCUUGUAGACCUGUCCCCUCAUUUUCCCCUCAUCUCCCCAGAACCCUCUCACCAGAAUGGGAGCAAUACCCAUCCAUCCAUCCAUCCAUCCAUCCAUCCAUCCAUCCAUCCAUCCAUCCCCAGGCUUCCCCCAGCCCCUCCCCCUCCAUCCACUCCAGUCUCAGCCUCUAAGAUUGGAUCCAGGCAGUUCCCCCUCCCCCACCCACCGCCCAUAAUGUGGACCUGAGCAAUCCCCUCCCCAACCUGAAGUGGGACCCCCGUGUCUCAUGCCCCCCUCCCCCCGCAUGUAGAUUACAGCAGGCAUGAGCCCUUGCCACCUGCCUCUCCCCACACAGGCCUAGCACCAUAGGGGCCCACAUGCUGGCAAUGUGUAGGGUGGGCACGUGUGUACUCGGGUGUGCGUGCACGCUGGAUCCCCUCACCACCCCCCGCUCCCCUCCCCCAUUGUCCCAUCCCAUGCGUCUGCCUGUGGCCUGAGCUGUCGUAUACAUCGUGGCCAAGUGUAUCCCUCCAUCAAUCCCCGCCGUGUGCGUCCAAUACGGAUUGUAGGGGCUCUGAUAGUGGGAGAAGGUGCGGACAUGUACGUGGAUCUGUAUGCACACUCACCGGCACUGACCAAGUUUGUCUGAGGGACAGCUUCCGCAUCCACACACACACACACAUGCACGCACGCAGGUUUGUAUGCUUAUAAACUGUAGACGACAUCCUGUGAUGUGAACAUCCACCCUCGUCUAGCCCAUUCACCCAGGAUAUAUGGAUCAUAGGUCAGGGCGCAUAUGUGCUUGGUUACACACAUGGAGGCGUAAAUGAUGUGAGUUGGUAUGUAUAUAGUGACACGCUCAUUUCUUCCCAGCCAAGAGUAGGUAGCCACGUGUACACAUACACCUUCUUGCUCUGUUUAUCCACACAGUAUGCAGAUACCUAUUGUGUUUGUUGUAUUGCCAGUCUUUGUUUAAGCAGUAUGAAAAUUCACACACAUACACACACACACACACACACACACACACGCACGCACGCAUGCACGCAAAUAUGCCUCUAUACGAGAUGUACAUAAAUGACCUUUGCAUGUGUGUGCAUGCUCCCGCACACAGUUACCUCCAGGAGGGAUGUGUGGAGUGUGGUUGUAUGUUUUCCCCAGGCAGAGCCCACCACACUGUGUAUAUAACAUCUGUUUUUGUGGGCACAGAGAUAUAUAUUUCUAUGACCUA